AUGGGACAAAAAAUAAAUCCACUCGGUUUUAGACUUGGUACAACCCAAAAACACCAUUCCUUUUGCUUCGCACAACCAAAAAAUUAUUCUGUAGAAAUCCAAAAAGGAAACGAUACGAUCCAUGUCAUAAUCCAUAUUGGAUUACCAAAUUUAUUAAAGAAAAAAGGAGCAAUCGAAGAAUUAGAGAAAGAUCUACAAAAAGAAAUUAACUCUGUAAACCAGAGAUUUAAUAUUUCUAUCGAAAAAGUUAAAGAACCUUAUAGACAGCCUAACAUUCUUGUAGAAUAUAUAGCUUUCCAAUCAAAAAAUAGAGUUUCAUUCCAAAAGGCAACGAAAAAAUCCAUUGAAUUAACUAAAAAAGCAGAUAUAAGGGGAGGUAGACUUCCCCUCCAAACAAUUCGCACUAAAAUUGUUUAUUGCUGCUAUCCAAUUCGGACUAUCAUGGAGUAUUAG
This is a messenger RNA of Triticum turgidum subsp. durum (durum wheat), 453 nucleotides long. Lineage: Eukaryota; Viridiplantae; Streptophyta; Magnoliopsida; Poales; Poaceae. The record is from the annotation of a GenBank genome assembly.